AUGCCAAACAUCUCCACGGUGACGGGAUUCCUCUUGCUGGGUUUCUCGGAGGUCCGGGAGCUGCAGCUGGUCCACGCCGCACUAUUCCUCCUGGUCUACCUGGCGGCCCUGACGGGGAAUCAACUCAUCGUCGCCGUCACCACCCUCGACCGGCACCUCCACACCCCCAUGUACUUCUUCCUCAGGCACCUAUCCGUCCUCGACCUCUGCCUCAUCUCCGUCAUCGUCCCCCAAUCCAUCCACAACUCCCUGACCGACCGUAGAUCCAUCUCCUUCCUGGGCUCCGUCACGCAAGUCUCCUUGGUGGUUUUCUUUGCAAGUGCAGAAUAUUUUAUCCUCACGGUGAUGUCCUAUGACCUCUACGCUGCCAUCUGCCUCCCCCUGCGCUACGAGGUCGUCAUGAGCAGAGUUGCCUGUGGGAAGAUGGUGACCGCCUCGUGGCUCGGUGGGGGCCUGUUUGGAGUCUUGUUUUCAGCCUCGACCUUCUCCCUGUCCUUCUGCGGGUCCAACGUCAUUCAGCAGUUUUUCUGUGACGUCCCCUCCCUGCUGAAGAUCACCUGCUCCGAGGACCACGUCGCCAUCAACGUGAGCAUCCCCGCCGCGGUACUGUUAGCUGUCAUCUGCUUCAUUCUUAUCAUCGUCUCAUACACACGCAUCUUCCGGACCGUUCUGAGGAUGCCACCCGCUGAGGGCCGGGCCAAGGCCUUCUCCACCUGCCUGCCUCACCUCGUCGUCGUCACUCUCUUUCUCAUGACUUCUUUCUGUGCAUACUUGAAGCCACCCUCAGAUUCCCCCUCUGUACUGGACUUGCUGGUGUCCAUGUUCUACACCGUGGUGCCGCCCUCCCUGAACCCCCUCAUCUAA
This is a messenger RNA of Tachyglossus aculeatus (Australian echidna), 864 nucleotides long. RefSeq names its product olfactory receptor 14A16-like. Bases 1 to 864 code for a protein of 287 amino acids. Lineage: Eukaryota; Metazoa; Chordata; Mammalia; Monotremata; Tachyglossidae. Gene Ontology annotation, biological process: G protein-coupled receptor signaling pathway. Gene Ontology annotation, cellular component: membrane. The record is from RefSeq and is a predicted model, not a curated record. The transcript has a single exon. Gene Ontology annotation, molecular function: olfactory receptor activity; odorant binding; G protein-coupled receptor activity.